Messenger RNA from Aedes albopictus (Asian tiger mosquito), 3894 nucleotides. RefSeq names its product zinc finger matrin-type protein CG9776. Lineage: Eukaryota; Metazoa; Arthropoda; Insecta; Diptera; Culicidae. The record is from RefSeq and is a predicted model, not a curated record. Gene Ontology annotation, cellular component: nucleoplasm. Gene Ontology annotation, molecular function: nucleic acid binding; zinc ion binding. Bases 237 to 3638 code for a protein of 1133 amino acids. The transcript has 6 exons. Gene Ontology annotation, biological process: positive regulation of DNA-templated transcription; negative regulation of DNA-templated transcription.
ACGAUCUGUCAAACACAUCGUCGUCGAAAAGGUGGUGCAUCGUUUCUAGAUUGGUGGUUUGAAAAGUUUGAAUUUAACGUGAAAUUAAAGUUUAUUACGUGCAAAAACACUGUAAAAGUGUACAUUGAUACUGAAAAUAUCUUAAAAUUAUAAAGUGGUGCAGUGAGGUGUGAAAAAAUUGGUUUUAAACAGCAAUUUGCAGCUGCACCUGUGGGGUGCAGAAGCUGAAAUCAAAGAUGGACGACAAACGCGAUGGUAAAAAGAAAGAUAAAAAAUCGAGGAAAUCGCGUAGCGUAAGCCGUGAUAACCGUCGGUCGCCGUCACGCAGCCCAAGUUACAGCCGGAGGCGGAGGGACCGUAGUCGCAGCAGGGAUCGUAUGCGGAGGCGUUCGCCAAGUCCACCACCGAUGCGAAGGCGAGGCCGUGGCCGGCGCAGUCCCAGUCGUAGUCCUCCUCCUCCACCACCGAUGCAGGUGGCGCCGCCGCCACCGAUGAUCGGGAACCCGGCUGCUGUGGCCGCUUCUGCUUACAUGGGAGCGGCCCCACCGAUGUACGAUGCCUAUGGGGGCUAUGUCGUUCCGCCGCCGCCUCCGCCGGCCUACAUGGGAGACAUGGGCGCCGGUUACGGUGGGUACGAUUACGGUGCUCCGCAGGGUGGGCCUCCGCCACCGGUAGAUGCCUACGGCGGUAUGAUGACGGCCCCAGGGUCAAUGAUGAUAGGACAGCCGGGGCCACCGGGGGCGGAGUACGGAGCGACCGGGUGGGCCGUGCAGGAAACCGAAGAGGAAAAGCGAAAGAGAGAAGCCGCGAUCGCACUGGAGGUUCGCAACCAGCGUGCCUCGCUGAAGAAACAACGGGACGACUACCGGCGCCGUGCCAGUGCCCUGAAACGGGAACUGAAAACCCUGAAAGAGCAACGAUCGGAUCUCUGUUCCGGGCGUGAUCCUCCCUCCCCAACGACCAACAGUUUUGUCAAGGAAAACGAUAAACUGCAGUCCCAGAUCCAGAGCAAGAUCAGCACGAUCGAGAACGUGAUCGACAUGUUGGACGGAAUCAUUGGGAAGGACAAGAGCCCGACGCCUCCGCCGCCACCCAUGUCCGAAGGAGGAGGAGACGGAUCAGGAGCAGCAAGAGGAGAUUCCGUCAAAAAGGGCUCCAGGAGCCCGAGCAAGGAACGAUCGAGCAAGCCGGCACGGUCGGAGUCCGGAUCGCCCGAACGGCUCAAGAAGGAAGUGCUGCAGACGAUGAAGCGCAAGGACAAGAAGGACGAGAAGCCCGGAGUAAAAACCGACCCGAACGAAACGGACAGCAAGCGCAAGCCGCAGUUCAACUACAUCUACUACGAUCCGGAACUGCACUGGUGCUCGGUAUGUGACAUCUUCCCCAAAACGGCCAAGGAAUACCUCAACCAUCUGCACUCGGAGCAGCACCGGUCCCGGCUGACCGGCGAAGUGUCGAAGGAUUUCCCCUGGCGGGAAAAACAGACCCCGGAGGAUAUGGCCAAAACCGAUCCGGAUCUGCCGAGCAAGCGGACUCCCAUCCGUGGGCUGCAGUUCUUCGUACCGGCCACGGCUUGGUAUUGCAAGAUUUGCGACUACUGGAUGGGCGAUCUCCCGAGUGCUUCGGCCCAUUUGAAAUCGCAGAAGCAUGGAGAUAACUAUACGGACUACCUCGACUCCCAUACCAACUUCGAGAUCGACUGGAUGUCCGAUCGGCAGAAAGCGUACGAGAAGAUGCGGGACACCGAUCGCCAACAGCAGCAAGCGAGCACCACGACGACCGACGAUGCCACCCCGGCAGCUGUUCUACCAGUCGUCGGAGGAGGUGACGUAGAUUUCCUAACCGGAUCUUCUUUGCAGAAGUCGUCCACCGAAUCCAGCGAAGGUAAGAAGCGCAAGAAGAGCAAAGAAGAGAAGAAGGAAAAGAAGAAGAAGAAGCGCUCCAAGAAGAAGAAGAAACGGGCGGUUUCCUCGAGCAGUUCCAGUUCCAGCUCCAGUUCGGAUUCGGACUCGGACCAGAAGAGCACCAAGGGCGACGGAUUCGAUCCGGCCACGUCGAUUCGAGUGGCGAUGCGAAACCUUCUGAAAGCUCAGGAAGCAGCGAAGGAUGCCCAACAGACCCACCAGCCGGAGGAAUCCACAGCCGGCAAAUGGACCGUGGUUCAAACGGCAUCGGUUCCGAAGGAACUGGCCGCUCCACCCCCGCCGUUUAUGACGGACGGAGCCGAAAGUAGGGAGAAGAAGCGGGACGAGCUGAUGAUUUCCCAGUGGGUAACUCCGGAUCCGAUCAUCUCCGAGUCGGAGAAGAAACUUCUGGAGCAGUUGAAAGGUAAGUUGAAGAAACGGGACGAUGGACCGUCGGGUUCGGGUCGCCAUCAUGAUGAUCGUUCUGAGGACAGUCACAGUCGCCGCAGCAAAUCCAAGACGCCACCGUGGCGCCGAGGUAGUCCAGGACGUCGUGGAAACAGCAGGAGUCCAGUAAGACGUUCCAGCCGAAGCCCCAUUAGGCGAGGAGGUUUCCGACGAAGUCCCAUCGAUCGAAGGCGUGAUCGGGACUUUGAUCGCGGACGGUUCGACCGGAGAAGGCGCAGUAGAUCUCGAGGACGGCGAAGUCCCAGCUAUGGACGGGGUAGAUUCCGCAUGAGGAGGUCCUAUUCUCGGUCCAGAUCUCGAUCCCGGUCGCGUGGUCGCCGGGUGAUCGAGAAACCGAUCGUCAACUUCCCUCCGGAACCGAAACCCAAGCCGGAAAAGAAGAUCAAGGAGAAGAAGGACGAGGACAAGAAGGAGAAGAAACCGGUCACGUUAGCCAUCGGCCAGAAAAAGUUGCCAUUCAUCGGCAGGAUGCCAGUAUUCAAAAAACAACAGCAGGAGGCUAAGAAAGAAGAGGCAGCACCGGCGGAGAAAGCCACCGGAAAAGCUUCCGUCAGCGUAGAAAACGGAACCAAGCACAUACCAGAAGAAUUUGUCGAUAUGAUGCCGGAUCCGUACCAAUACGUGGCCUUGAUGGGGGCACCUCCGCCUCCACCAGCCCAUCCGAGCAAACCGGAUAGCAUUCUUCCGCCCGGAAUCGAUGAGGCGGAAGCAGAUCUCGUACCGAAACCAAUCAGCGACGCCCCCAUUCCUCGCAAGGGACCACUCCCCAAAGAUUUCCAGGAGGCCCUCGAUAUCCUCUUCGACGGUGACAAACCCAAGCCGGCGGAGCUCAUCGCCAGCGAGACCAAACCUCCGGAACUGAUGCCCCCGAUUCCGGUCGUCCCGAUCAUGGACACCGACCAGCCGCAGAUGAUCGUGCCGGAAGCGAUCGAGAUCUACAACCAGCAGAUUGCCGCCCAGUACAGUUCCGCGGUUGUAUCCGCCCCGGCCAUCGCCUACGAUGACGAAUCGCAGAACCAACCGCUGGAAAUGGGGUCCAACGCGGAUCAUUCGUCGGAUUCACUUCCUCCGGUCCGUGCCGAGGGAUCGCCUCCAUUACCACCAUCGAGCGAAAACGACGAUGGCAGUGGCGGAUCGGAACCGAUUCCACAGGCGCCUCCACCGCCGGAAAUCGAAAACGAGGAAACGCGGCGGAAGCGGGCCGAGUUGGAGGAGCUGGCCAUGUUGGGCAUCGAUGCCGACGAUAUGGCGGCGCAGAUUUUCUAACUUUCUAGGUUAUGCGGAGAAAAUGGUGAGCUCGUUUCAUUCUUAGGUUCCUUCCGUUGUUGGUGGGAGGGUUUGCGUGCGCAGUUUUGGACGUUUAUAUCCAUUUUAUUACACCAAACACUUAUCCUGCUUCGAUGUUUUGUAAGUCAUCACGUGUCUUUUGUGAGGAGGCAUCAGUAAGUAAUGUAUUCAAAGAAUAUCCGAUUGAGAUAUCCAAAAUACGAUCCUUGAUUCCAAUAUACGACUGUUGAAAGUA